Messenger RNA from Telopea speciosissima, 1940 nucleotides. RefSeq names its product katanin p60 ATPase-containing subunit A1-like. The transcript has 8 exons. Bases 202 to 1779 code for a protein of 525 amino acids. Gene Ontology annotation, cellular component: microtubule cytoskeleton. Gene Ontology annotation, biological process: microtubule severing. Lineage: Eukaryota; Viridiplantae; Streptophyta; Magnoliopsida; Proteales; Proteaceae. Gene Ontology annotation, molecular function: ATP binding; ATP hydrolysis activity; microtubule severing ATPase activity. The record is from RefSeq and is a predicted model, not a curated record.
AGGAGAGGGUGGGAGGGAGAAGCUACUUCACUUAAAAAAUUUGCAACUGCGAUUUUAAUUCAAGUUUUGAACCGGCAGAGACCGUGAAAGAACAAAGUGGAAAGCAGAAAACUUUGAAGAGCUGCUUUUACUCAAAGCAUUUCAACGUUCAUAAUCCUGGAUUGCGAUCUUCACAGCUUUUUGAAUCCCUAGAUUUUGAGGAUGGUGGGAGCUGUUGCAGGAUUGCAUGAACAUGUUAAAUUGGCUAAGGAAUACGCCCUGGAAGGCCUCUACGACACGGCAAUCAUAUUCUUCGAUGGCGCCAUUGCUCAGAUCAACAAGCACAUGAGCACGCUUGAUGACCCUUUAAUCCGAGCGAAAUGGAUGAAUGUGAAGAAAAGUCUAUCUGAAGAAAUAGAUAUAGUUAAACAGUUGGAUGCGGAGAGAAGGGCCUUCAAGGAGGUUCCGGGGACUAUACGCUCUUCCUCACCUCCUAUUAAUACUAACUCAUCAUUUAUUUUUCAACCGUUAGAAGAGUACCCUACUUCCUCAGGUGCUCCGAUGGAUGAUCCUGAUGUUUGGAGACCUCCAAGCCGAGAUCCAGCAGGCAGAAGGCCUACCAGGGCUGGCCAAGUGGGUAUGAGGAAGUCUCCACAAGAUGGUGCUUGGGCUCGUGGUGGUUCAACAAAAGCAGGUGCAAGUAGUCGUGGAGCAAAGACUAGUUCUUCAGGUAGAACUGGUUCAGGAGUCAGAGCUUCCGGCGCUUCCGGACCUGGGAAAAAAGGCAACGCAUCUGGCAAGUCCAACUCCAGCAAGACAGAGUCAGCUAAUGGAGACACUGAAGAUGGAAAAUCAAGAAGGGCACAAUAUGAAGGACCUGAUCCAGACUUGGCCGAAAUGUUGGAAAGGGAUGUCUUGGAGACGAGCCCUGGAGUUAGAUGGGAUGAUGUUGCAGGGCUGAGUGAAGCCAAAAGACUUUUGGAAGAAGCUGUUGUCCUACCCUUGUGGAUGCCUGAGUAUUUCCAGGGAAUUCGGAGACCAUGGAAAGGUGUUCUUAUGUUUGGCCCCCCUGGUACUGGGAAGACUCUUUUGGCCAAGGCAGUUGCUACAGAAUGUGGGACAACAUUUUUCAAUGUUUCUUCUGCUACCUUAGCUUCGAAGUGGCGUGGUGAGAGUGAGCGCAUGGUUCGGUGCUUGUUUGAUCUUGCGAGAGCUUAUGCUCCAAGUACAAUUUUCAUUGAUGAGAUUGAUUCUCUUUGCAAUUCUCGGGGGGCUUCAGGAGAGCAUGAAUCAUCCAGAAGGGUGAAGUCUGAACUUCUAGUACAAGUAGAUGGUGUUAAUAACAGCUCCAUUGGUGAAGAUGGUAGUCGCAAAAUUGUGAUGGUCUUGGCAGCCACCAACUUUCCAUGGGAUAUAGACGAGGCACUUAGGAGGCGGCUGGAAAAGAGAAUAUAUAUUCCUCUUCCAAAUUUUGACAGUCGGAAGGAGCUUAUAAGGAUUAACCUUAAAACUGUUGAGGUGGCUCCUAAUGUUGACAUUGAUGAAGUGGCCCGUCGAACGAAGGGAUACAGUGGGGAUGAUCUCACGAAUGUUUGCCGUGAUGCUUCCUUGAAUGGCAUGAGGCGUAAGAUAGCUGGUAAGACUCGUGAUGAGAUCAAGAACAUGUCAAAGGAUGAGAUCUCGAAGGACCCAGUUGCCAUGUGUGACUUUGAAGAAGCUAUAACCAAGGUCCAGCGAAGCGUUUCUACUGCAGACAUUGAACGCCAUGAAAAGUGGUUUUCAGAGUUUGGAUCAGCAUAGAAUUUGAGAAAUGUUCAGUUCAAUUGGUUGUUUCUCCAGGGGUCCAUAAGGUCUAUCUGAUGAUUGGUGAUUUGUUUAUAUAUCUUUUAGCUAUAUUGUUUGUGUUGAUAAUCAUUUGUUGUAUUGUAAAGAUAAUAAUGAUUUUUUUUUUGGUGUCUUAA